Molecule: messenger RNA, 1420 nt
Organism: Cuscuta campestris
Lineage: Eukaryota; Viridiplantae; Streptophyta; Magnoliopsida; Solanales; Convolvulaceae
Source: the annotation of a GenBank genome assembly
CUCUAAUGAUAUUCUUAAAUAGAUCAUAUGUCAAUUGAGUUUUGAUUCGUACUUGAUUAAUGGGGGAAUCCACAGGACAGGGGGAGCAAGACACAGAGGAGGAUCAAGAUGAAGGGUCUAAACCAGAUGAGGAUAACGAAGAUGAAGAUAAUGGCUGGAUCGAAAAUCAGAGACGGACUGACGGAGAAAUCACGCAACCGGACGUCCGGACCCGGUUGGACCUUUCUUCCUACGCGAUCCAGCCAGCGCCUACAGCUCCGGCGUCCACUUCUGCGGUCCAGCGGCGUCACAGCUCCCUAAAAGCGUCGUCCAAAUCCAGCGAGCACCAAAUCCCGACGACUCAGCAUCAGCGGCGGCGACCAGGGCUUCCCCCUGCUCCGGCGACGGGCUCCAGCGACGUGGUGGGUCCUGUCCGGCGAGAAGACGACGGCCUCCCAAUUUCCGGUGCUGACCCGGCCCAGACGCGAAGAAUAACAACUGCAAUUCCUGAUCCAAAUUUAGGCGGCUGAAUUGACUAUAUUACCCCUGGUUCUUAAUCUACUUAAAUUUCAACUCAUGCUCUUAUGGGUCAUUUUACUCCUACUCUAUAUCUAUAUAUACUCCCCUAGAUCCAUAUUGUAAAAUUAAGCAUGCUAAGCUAGAUUUUCUAGCCUAGGUUAGAGAUGAUUGUUGAUUUAUGUUAGUUGUCAUUGGAUUAUGCUAUAUCUAUGCUUGGAUGUUAUUGUUGGCCACGAUGGCAUUCUUGUAUUUCGGAGUGGAUUCUAAAUCACCGAGGAAUCGGGAUUUAGAACCUUAGCCGCGUGUCUCUACUCUCAAGUCCUACCACGGAAAUGUGUUUGUAGUUCUCUUGAGACGAGCACCACAGAAGUGGGUUCUUAUCAAGGGGAAUCUUUCUCGAUUCUCACGGAAGUGAGAAUCGAGUUACACUUUGCACUCAAUUUCUAACCAAUGACGCUAUCCCCGUGGAUACGACAUCCCUUACUUCCACCACUUUACUCACUCAUUUACUUUUUCUAUCCACCAUUUUCAUCUUACUUCACAUCUCUUUUUGAUCGAGGGUUUUCGGUAUCAAAUGAUGUAUCAAAAAACUCUCACAUCAAGUGCUAAACUGCUAAUAAAUUAUUACGUAUCACUUGGUCUCCAAACUCAACAUGGUCAUUUUAUAUAAUAUUCGUUGCAAGUGUUUGAGAGGUUUCUUAAAUGUCAAACAUCAAUGCUCCUGUAACUAUAUGUUUUAUUUUGCAAUUUCAUUGUUUGAAAGAAGGAUCCACCUUGGAUCAUGGUCGAAAUUUACAAAUGUUUAGCUUACUGAUACUCUUAUUCUCAACAACACAGACAUUUCUAGUAGUUGUGUUGGAUUGCAUGAUUUAUUGUCCAUCUGGAAACUUUUGGUGUAUCACUAUAAAGGCGUGAUGAAGGG